AUGAAAAAACCCGUCUCGGACCACAUACGAGAGAAAACGAAUAAAGCAUAUGGCCAUAAUGGCGAAAGGGCAACGACUUUCCCUAUGAUGAUCAAAGUCGGGGACACCAGCUCGUUCGAUGCGAUCUCAUUCGCAAGGAGUAGUUCCUCGCUCGACAGCCGCUGCUGGGGUGUCACCCGGCAAACCACACCUCAUCAGCUUCAAAGAGAGAGAAGAGUCGGGAUCUGCCGCAUGCUCGCCCACGAAAAGAGGCUCUGUACCUCCCUUUCUCGAGUGGCCCGUCAGAAAUCUUACACUGUUUGCCACCCCGCGGGAUCCCCACCUUUAAGCCUUACAACACUUGCCCCAGCCUCGGCAAAGCUCAAAAGCAGCUCAUGA
This is a messenger RNA of Striga asiatica, 378 nucleotides long. The record is from the annotation of a GenBank genome assembly. NCBI's taxonomy places the organism in Eukaryota, Viridiplantae, Streptophyta, Magnoliopsida, Lamiales, Orobanchaceae.